Racocetra persica is the source of this 204-nucleotide messenger RNA. Lineage: Eukaryota; Fungi; Glomeromycota; Glomeromycetes; Diversisporales; Gigasporaceae. The record is from the annotation of a GenBank genome assembly.
AUGAUGAUUCUUUAUUCUACAACUCUUGGACUGAUAUUGUUUUUGACAAAAACCCUGCAAGAAGAAGCUAAAGAAAUUCUUCUAAACAACUACCAAAUCUUUGCUAAAAAUAUUUCUGAAAAAGAACAAACCUUAGAACUCAGACAAACUAAAGAAGUUUGCUGUGAAAUUAAUACUCCUGGUGCUAAACCAAUUAAACAAUAA